CCGAACCGAGCCCAACCCGGGCGGAAGCGGAAAGCUCGGUCUUCCAGCCUGCAAACGCAGGGAACACCGAUGCAAGCAGAGUCCCGUCGUCAAAUUCCCGACCCAAAUCGCAGCGGCGGAGAAUAUUAGUUGCAAGAAGAAGAAGGGGAUCAAAUCCAAGGUAGAGAAAGAAGACCGAGAUCGAGGAGAGAUCGCCGCGGCGGCGCCGGAAGGAGCCCCAUCGAUCGAUCGUAGGGCGUGGAGAUGCUGCCGCACGGCGACGAUGAGGAGAAGUGGCUGGCGGAGGGCAUCGCCGGCAUCCAGCACAACGCCUUCUACAUGCACCGCGCCUUGGAUUCCAAUGACUUGAAGGAUGCGCUCAGGUACUCGGUGCAGAUGCUAUCGGAGCUGCGGACCUCUCUGCUCUCCCCGCACAAAUACUACGAGCUCUAUAUGAGGGCCUUUGAUGAGCUGAGGAAGAUGGAGAUGUUCUUCCGGGAGGAGACGGCACGCGGCACCAUCUCCGUUAUCGAGCUGUAUGAACUCGUUCAGCACGCAGGCAACAUCUUGCCCAGGCUGUAUCUCCUAUGCACAGUAGGAUCUGUUUACAUCAAGUCAAAGGAGGCUCCUGCAAAGGAUGUUCUUAAGGACCUUGUAGAAAUGUGCCGUGGUAUUCAGCAUCCUGUACGUGGGCUUUUCUUGAGAAGUUAUCUUUGUCAAAUUAGCAGGGAUAAGUUGCCUGAUAUUGGGUCUGAGUAUGAAGGGGAUGCUGACACAGUUAAUCAUGCUAUUGAAUUUGUUAUUCAAAACUUUACAGAGAUGAAUAAACUCUGGGUUCGAAUGCAUCAUCAGGGGCCAACCAGGGAAAAGGAUAAACGAGAAAAGGAAAGGAGCCAACUUCGUGAUCUUGUUGGCAAAAACCUUCAUGUUCUCAGCCAGAUUGAGGGUGUUGAUCUUGAUAUAUACAAAGAAACUGUUCUUCCCAGAGUGCUGGAACAGGUUGUCAAUUGUAAAGAUGAGCUAGCACAACACUAUUUGAUGGAUUGUAUUAUCCAAGUGUUUCCAGAUGAAUAUCACUUGCAAACUCUUGAAACAUUGUUAGGUGCAUUUCCCCAGCUUCAGCCAACUGUUGAUAUUAAAACAGUUCUAUCUCAACUCAUGGACAGACUAUCAAAUUAUGCUGCUUCCAGUAUAGAAGUAUUACCAGAAUUCUUGCAAGUAGAAGCUUUUUCCAAACUCAGCAAUGCGAUAGGAAAGGUAAUAGAAGCACAGGUUGACAUGCCUGUUGUUGGAGCAAUCACUCUCUAUGUGUCCCUUCUCACAUUUACUCUCCGUGUGCAUCCUGACCGGCUUGACUAUGUGGAUCAAGUACUGGGAGCAUGCGUCAAGAAACUUUCAGGAAGAGCUAAACUCGAGGAUAGCAGGGCAACUAAGCAAAUUGUUGCACUUUUAAGUGCUCCUCUGGAAAAGUAUAAUGAUAUUGGUACAGCCUUAAAGCUUCCUAACUAUCCCCGGGUCAUGGACCACCUGGAUAAUGGGACUAAUAAAGUCAUGGCUGUAGUUAUUAUCCAAAGCAUCAUGAAGAAUACCACCUGCAUAUCAACUGCUGACAAAGUUGAGGCUUUAUUUGAAUUGAUAAAAGGGCUUAUAAGAGAUAUGGAUGAAACUCAAGAUGAUGAGAUUGAUGAAGAGGAUUUCAAGGAGGAACAAAAUUCUGUUGCUCGUCUCAUUCAUAUGUUGCAUAACGAUGACCCUGAGGAGAUGUUGAAGAUCCUAUGUACCGUAAGGAAGCAUAUUAUUCUUGGAGGUCCCAAACGACUACCUUUUACUGUACCUCCCCUUGUCUUUUCCGCCCUUAAGUUGGUUAGACAUUUACAAGGGCAAGAUGGAGAUGUGAUUGGUGAAGAAAUCUCUGCAACACCAAAGAAAAUCUUUCAAAUUUUACAUCAGACUAUUGAGGCAUUGUUAUCUGUCCCUUCACCAGAGCUUGCUCUUAGAUUAUACUUACAGUGCGCAGAGGCUGCCAAUGAUUGUGAUCUUGAACCUGUUGCUUAUGAAUUCUUCACCCAAGCAUUUAUUUUAUAUGAAGAGGAGGUUGCGGACUCCAAAGCACAAGUGACUGCAAUUCACUUAAUUAUAGGAACUCUUCAGCGGAUGAAUGUCUUUGGGGUUGAGAACAGAGACACACUAACACAUAAGGCCACAGGGUAUUCUGCCAAACUUUUGAAGAAGCCUGAUCAGUGCAGAGCUGUUUAUGCAUGUUCACAUCUAUUCUGGGUUGAUGAGCAAGAUGGCAUUAAAGAUGGAGAAAGGGUCCUCCUUUGCUUAAAGCGAGCCUUGAGAAUUGCGAAUGCUGCCCAACAAAUGGCCAAUGUGACAAGGGGCAGCAGUGGACCAGUCGUACUGUUCAUCGAAAUACUGAACAAGUACUUGUACUUCUUUGAGAAAGGGAACCCCCAGGUUACAAGUUCUGUGCUUCAAGGUUUGAUUGAACUCAUCAAAACUGAGAUGCAAACUGAUGGCUCAUCAGAUCCAUCAGCUGAUGCGUUCUUCGCCAGCACUCUGCGUUAUAUCCAGUUCCAGAAGCAGAAAGGUGGCGCUAUGGGCGAAAAAUAUGAUCCCAUCAAAAUUUGAUGGCAGUGCAUUCUCUGUGACAGCCUAAUCAGGAGUGCUAUGUAACCCCAAAUUUUCAUUUUAAUUGUCAAGGUGGUAAAUAGAGCAUUGUAUAUGCGCCUUAGUUUGUAAGGUUUUAAUCUCAUGCAUUCUUUGGUGGCCUCACUCGUGUAUGCUUUUCAUUUUCUAUUAUUUGUCAGUGUUGGAUGAUCGACGAAGUUUCCUACAUGUCCACUUUGAAGUUUUGGAUGGAAUUGUGGUUAGACAACAUUGGCGUAUGUAAUAAUGUAAUGUCUAUACCUUAGAUUUUGAAUUAAAAUUCGGAUUUUUAUUGUCUAUC
Molecule: messenger RNA, 2932 nt
Organism: Musa acuminata subsp. malaccensis (wild Malaysian banana)
Lineage: Eukaryota; Viridiplantae; Streptophyta; Magnoliopsida; Zingiberales; Musaceae
Product: vacuolar protein sorting-associated protein 35B
Biological process (GO): retrograde transport, endosome to Golgi; intracellular protein transport
Cellular component (GO): late endosome; retromer, cargo-selective complex; retromer complex
Source: RefSeq, a predicted model, not a curated record